AUGGAGGCAAGAAAUUCAUCCAGUUCCUAUUCAAGUUCAUUGAGAGACCUCCUGCAGCGGAAGAUUAACGCACUAGAAGAACAGCUCCAUCAUCACUAUGACAGUAAUAAUAACCACCAUGAUGACCAUCACGAUGACCAUUACUUUAGCCACCAUCGUAAUCACCAUCAUCAUCACUACGACCGUUACAGUGACCACCACAUUGACCACCAAGGCAAUCACCAAGAAAAUCAUCAGAGUGGCCAUGAUGAUCAUCAUGACACCCAGCACAAAAACAACCACCACGAUGAUCAUCAUGACACCCAGUACAAAAACAACCACCAUGGUGAUCAUCAUGAUGAUGGCCAUCAUGGCAGUGGACACCAUGGAAAUGAUGAUCAUGUCCACCAUCUACAAACCUCAAUCCAACCACCGGGGUCAAGAGUGCCUGUCCGUGGAGACAUCAACAAAUUAGAUGCAGUGCUGAGUAACCUUCAACACAGAACUCCAGAACCAGGACCAAGUAAGAAGGCCAAGAACCCUGAUGCUUUUCAGAUUGGCUUCCCGAUGCGCACCACUUACAUGUAUGGGCGAAUUAUUCAGUUACAUGCAGUUACUCUUCCUCUUUCUCUGACGGACAGUAAGUGGCACCACCUCUGUGUAACAUGGUCCACACGUGACGGCAUGUGGGAGGCUUAUCUGGACGGUGUAAAAAGGGGCUCUGGAGAGAAUCUGUCCCCGUGGCAUCCCAUUAAACCAGGAGGAGUCUUCAUCCUUGGACAGGAGCAGGACACUCUGGGCGGCCGUUUUGAUGCCACACAGUCUUUUGUGGGUGAGAUGUCGGAUCUGCAGCUGUGGUCGCGUGUGCUCACCUCUACUGAGAUCUACAACCAAGUGUCCUGCUCCAGCCAUCUCACCGGUGACGUCAUCACCUGGAGCGAGUCCUUGGUGGAACUUCACGGAGGUGUCACAAAGUAUCCGUUUGACCCAUGUCAUUAGGAAUCUGAUCAAACAGAGCUGGAUUCUCCACAAUUAACUCGCAGCUGGAAAGGUGGACAAUUAUGAAUGCAGAUGGAAAGGCUGAGGAGAAGGACUCAGGCUGCCUUUACUCCUCCAGGAUAAUAGGAUUCUGAACAGGUCUACAUAGGCCCUGGGCAUUUAACUAAGCACUUUAUUAGUUUAACUGUCUAAGAAUUACAUACUGCAUAUCGAUAAGCACUUUGGAUGGCAGCAGACUGAUUGAACUCCAUUCCGUGUUUUGAUUCACUUCCAAACACUAAUGGAAGAACUUAUGCUGAAUGUGCAAAAACACUCUACAACAACAACUAAUUACUGUUGGCAUGUACUGUUACAAUAAGAUGGGACAACAUGGUAUAUUUCUAUGUCUAUAUAAUGUGAAGUGAAAUACA
Carassius auratus (goldfish) is the source of this 1388-nucleotide messenger RNA. RefSeq names its product neuronal pentraxin-2-like. The transcript has 5 exons. Bases 1 to 978 code for a protein of 325 amino acids. NCBI's taxonomy places the organism in Eukaryota, Metazoa, Chordata, Actinopteri, Cypriniformes, Cyprinidae. The record is from RefSeq and is a predicted model, not a curated record.